AAGUGUUACAAAUGGCUCAGUGGAAUUUUUGAAAUUUAUGGGUACUAUGGGUACUAUGGGUACUAUGGGUACUAUGGGUACUAUGGGUACUAUGGGUACUAUGGGUACUAUGGGUACUAUGGGUACUAUGGGUACUAUGGGUACUAUGGGUACUAUGGGUACUAUGGGUACUAUGGGUACUAUGGGUACUAUGGGUACUAUGGGUACUAUGGGUACUAUGGGUACUAUGGGUACUAUGGGUACUAUGGGUACUAUGGGUACUAUGGGUACUAUGGGUACUAUGGGUACUAUGGGUACUAUGGGUACUAUGGGUACUAUGGGAACUAUGGGUACUAUGGUGGAAUUUUUGAAAUUUAUGGGUACUAUGGGUACUAUGGGUACUAUGGGUACUAUGGGUACUAUGGGUACUAUGGGUACUAUGGGUACUAUGGGUACUAUGGGUACUAUGGGUACUAUGGGUACUAUGGGUACUAUGGGUACUAUGGGUACUAUGGGUACUAUGGGUACUAUGGGUACUAUGGGUACUAUGGGUACUAUGGGUACUAUGGGUACUAUGGGUACUAUGGGUACUAUGGGUACUAUGGGUACUAUGGGUACUAUGGGUACUAUGGGUACUAUGGGUACUAUGGGUACUAUGGGUACUAUGGGUACUAUGGGUACUAUGGGUACUAUGGGUACUAUGAGUACUAUAGGUACUAUGGGUACUAUGGAUCACAUGAAGGGGAGUCAAUUGUUGCAAGUGUUCUCUCAAUUGGUCUCGUUGUUGUGGGCUCUGAAAUUAAAAAAAACUAA
Molecule: messenger RNA, 792 nt
Organism: Caenorhabditis briggsae
Lineage: Eukaryota; Metazoa; Nematoda; Chromadorea; Rhabditida; Rhabditidae
Exons: 3
Source: RefSeq, a predicted model, not a curated record